Saccostrea cuccullata (small rock oyster) is the source of this 6210-nucleotide messenger RNA. Its product is annotated as arf-GAP with SH3 domain, ANK repeat and PH domain-containing protein 2-like. Gene Ontology annotation, molecular function: GTPase activator activity; protein binding. The transcript is spliced from 31 exons. The record is from RefSeq and is a predicted model, not a curated record. Bases 105 to 3281 code for a protein of 1058 amino acids. Lineage: Eukaryota; Metazoa; Mollusca; Bivalvia; Ostreida; Ostreidae. Gene Ontology annotation, cellular component: cytoplasm. Gene Ontology annotation, biological process: positive regulation of GTPase activity.
GCCAUUUUGAAAAGGCGAUUGGUGGUUGAAAGGGGGAAACCUUCCGCUAUCUGUUUAAGUUAGAUAUGAGAAUAUUUUAAGAGCUGGAAAACUAGGAAGGCAAGAUGCCAGAGCAAAUACCGUUGUCGGACUUCGUGAAGGACACUUGGGAUGAUUUCAAAUCCCCGCACACGACCUCUUCAUUCACGAAAAACAUGCCUAACUAUAAAAACCUGGUGUCGACUCUUGAGGAAAGACUGGAUGCAGACCGCAGUGGAUUAACAAAAAUGAAGAAAUCAGUCAAGGCGCUGUAUAAUGCAGGCAAAAGGCAUGUUGAAAGUGAUGUGACAAUGGCAGAAAAUCUGGACAAUGUCAGUAACAGUAAUGUAGAGCAGGAGAAUGAAGUAGUUGAAGGAUUUAAGCAGUUUUCUGUAAUAGCCAGAGAACUGUCAACUUCUUUAAAUGACAUGGUAACCAAGUUAAACACUAUGCUACUGUACCCCCUGGAGGCCUUCCUCAAAGGGGAUCUAAAGGGGGUAAAGGGUGACAUGAAGAAACCUUUUGAUAAAGCUGCUAAAGAAUAUGAAACCAAAUUUGCUAAGAUAGAAAAAGAAAAGAAACAACAGGCUAAGGAUGCUGGGAUGACUAGGACGGAGGUGGAUGGCUCAGAAAUCGCUGAAGACAUGCUGAAGGAAAGAAAGGUUUUCCAGUUACAACUCUGUGAGUACCUCAUUAAAGUUAAUGAUAUCAAGACAAAGAAAGGGGUGGAAUUACUGCUGCAUUUAGUGGAGUAUUACAAAGCUCUGAAAGUUUUUCACCAAGAAAGUUUGGAAACCAUUGGAAAAUUUGAGACCUAUAUAGAGAAGCUGAUAGCACAACUACAAGGCAUCAAACAGAAACAAUACACAGAUCGCCAACAGCUGGUGGAACUCAGGAAUGCACUCAAAAACUCAAUGUCGUCAUAUAAAGAGGGAUCUAGAAAUACUAUAUAUACAGAAGACACUGGAAAGCCAGCUGCUUCUGCCAGUAAAAGCCCGGCGGGGUAUAAUCUACAUCAGCUCCACGGAAAUAAAGAUCAUGGAAGCCAGAAAUCAGGCUACCUGCUAAAGAAGAGUGAAGGAAAAGUACGCAAAGUGUGGCAAAAAAGGAAGUGUACCAUCAAAGAUGGCAUCAUGCUAGUCAGUCACUCAGAUGAAACAAAAGAACCAGUGAAAUUGAAUCUCCUUACAUGCCAAGUAAAGCUUGUUGCUGAUGAUGUUGGCAAGAAGUGUUUUGAUCUAGUCUCUAGCUCCAAUAAUAGAACGUACCAUUUCCAGGGGGAGGAUGUCCAGGAGAUGGAAGAAUGGAUUUCCGUUCUGAACAAUGCAAAAGAAGAAGUCCUUCUGAAAGCCUUUCAGGACAACACGAACUCCCCUGCCAUAAAUCAGAAUGUCCGAGAACUUACUGCCAGUAUUAUUGAUCGAAUCAAACGGUUGCCAGGCAACCAAGUCUGCUGCGACUGUGGUGCAAAGGAUCCUGAGUGGCUAUCCACAAACUAUGGCAUCCUCAUCUGUCUGGAGUGCUGUGGUAUCCACAGACAGCUGGGCGUUCACAUCUCUAGAACUCAGAGUAUAGUCAUCGAUGAAUUAGGAACUUCACAACUUCUAUUAGCCCGAGUGGUAGGAAAUGACUGUUUCAAUGAAGUUUUUGAAGGCAAGAUAUACAAUGAUUUAGAUGAAGGAAAGGUGGAUGGAUACAAAAAACUGAAGUGUGCAAGUCCGAUGAAAGAAAGAGAGUCCUAUAUUUUUGACAAGUAUGAUAAAAAGAAAUUUGUCUUCAACACUAAUGGAAUGGAGGAGGAAAUGCGAAAUGACCUGAAACAAGCCAUUCAUGGCCGAGAUUUCCAGACCUUGCUACAGUUACACGCAGAAGGGACAGAUCUGAUGAGUGUCAUGCCAGAUAUGGAGAAUGGGGAGACGGGUCUACAUCUGGCUAUCUUACUGGAGGAUGGAUACUCUCUUUACAUCGUAGACUUCAUCAUCCAAAACAGUCUCAUAACAAGUCUGGGAAACAAAACUAGAGACGGCAAUACUCCAUUACAUCUUUGUGCAAUAGAGGAUAAGACAGAGUGUAUGAAGCUUUUAUUGAGGACUCGACCAGAACUGGCCAAGAUUGAGAACGCUGAAGGGAAGACAGCCCUGGACAUUGCUAAGGAGAAGAAUCACCAACUGUGUGCUGAACUGCUGACUGCAGCAUUAAGUGGACGGAAGGAUCUUUUUGAGAAUGUUAACAUUGACUGGGAUCUGAUAGCUGAUGACCAUGAGCACGAUGUUGAUUACAGUGAUGAUGAUUUAGAGUAUGUUGUAAUUGAUAAGAUAUGGGCUGCUUAUAAACAAAUUAACGAUCAGAACAGCACUCCAGAGAGGAAGCGUGGGUCACGACCCCAGAGUCUGGUGGCUGGUAUCUCCUCAGAGUUAGCUGGUUCCCUGGCCGUUCAUAAAGAGAAUUCUGAAGCAAGAGGACGAUCCGAUAGCAGCUCUCUACAACCAGCUAAAAAAACGGAGUUUUUAAAUAGACUGAGUCGUGUUAUAAAAAGGAAGGCAUCUUACGGGGAAAUUUAUCAGAUUUCCUCAGCAGAAGGGACCCCCAUACAGGUUGUUCAGAAAAAGCCACCACCUUGGAUUGUAACGGUCAAGAAAAAACGCCGCCAAAGAUUCAUACACCACAACCAGUCACCUUCAAAUGGAGGCUCAUUUCCAAGGGAUCCUAGUGCAGCGCAGGGACCGCUGGGACCAGGACCUCCCCUCCCACCCAGGAGAAAACCCCCGCCACCCCCACCCACCACAGCCCCUGGCCACAGCAGAAAUAAGUCCGAGGGGAGUGGUAUUGGGUUUUCCCAUAGAAGAAGUCCCUCGGAUCCACCCCCAAGACCGGCACCACCAGACGUCAGGAAUACCAUUCACUUCACUGGAAAUCGUACGUCAGCAGAAUCAGUCAGUAGCAACAGGUCAAGCCGACCCAGAAUUGGAUCAUCUGGAUCUGGCUCAGCUGAUGGUAGUCCUGCACAGCCUAACUCCCCAACAACUGAAAACGAAACUCCACCAUUACCAGCUCCGAGACUGAAGAAGAAGCUGCCGAUAGGACAGAAGUGUCAAGCAAUAUACGACUGUGACGCUGAUAAUGAUGACGAGCUAACGUUCAGGGAAGGGGAGAUAAUCGUUAUAACGGGGGAAGAGGAGGAUGAAUGGUGGGAGGGUGAGAUUGAUGGAGAACCGGGAAGACGUGGGGUAUUCCCCAAAACGUUCGUCAGCAUGAUCACAUGACCAGAGCCUGGGUAGUUACCGUGUCAGCCAGUAUUUACCAAAAGUCUACCAAAUAAGGGGCUUCCCAAACUCUUGUUGACUUUUUUUUGUUGGGCCUCCAUAAAAGUUGCUCAGAUCACAUCCUAUGUCUCAUUUCUAUUUAAAGCCAGUGUUAUUUUAAUCUUUCAGUCUAGUACAGUAAUUGUAAUUUAUAUAUUGCCAUGUAUAUAUAGCAAUAGCUUUUUUGCGGGUUUCAGAACUUAAUUGCUGACAUUUUGAUUUCAAAUAUACACCAAUCCCACAUUCAUUAAUAUUUGUACAUUAUACAGUUUGUGGGUCCAUUUUUUUUUCAAUUUCUUAGGGAGUGUUAAAAUGCUUCCAUUGCUGAAUUUUUUUGUGAAAUACAUUUUUUUUAUAAAACCUUGCUGUCUUUGAAUAAUAAAUCAUGUAAUAACGAAAGUUAUCACACCUUAAAAGUGCAAUUAAAAACAAAAGUAUUUUGAGAUAGUGCUAUUUUGUUGUCAAAAUUAACAGGUACAGCUGUUGGGAUUCAGUGAUCAGCCUUUUCAUAAUGGUUGAGGUUUUGAAAACCUAAUACCUUGUCUUAGAUCUUAGAACAGUGUUUUAUGAUUGUUACGAGAAUGUUUACUGUUGAUAAAACUUGUCAUUGUUAAUCUCGUUAUAAUAUUGUGAUUUUGUCUCAUUCCCAGUGCAUUUAGAUAUUCCAUGUAUUUCAAUGUUAACAAAAGUCAGCUGUAUGAAUUUUGUAUAUAGAUAUAUGUAUAUAUACAUGUAUAUAAUUUUUUGGCCCACUAAUGGAGUGCAUUUCCAAAAUGCACAGUCAUCUGAGAUGACAUAUGAGAAAUGGGAACAUUCCAUUUUGAUGUUCAUAUGAGAUUGGUAAUAUUGCACAAGAGAUUUUUGAAAGGCAGGAAUUUGUCUUAAUUAGAGUGAUUGAUCAUUUGAAAUGAGUUAUGGCAAAUAUUUUAUAAUUCUGCAUUUCAUUACAUAGUAGAUAGUUACCUAUAAUCUUAAGAUUCAGGACUGAAGAUUUGGAGACAUAUCUGUUCUUUCAUAAGGAUAGAAUAAUUUUUAGAAAUUUAUGAAAUAUUUUAGUAAGGCAAUUGAGCUGCUAUAUACAUUAAAUUUAAUGUUAAUCAUGAAACAUUAAGACUCAUAUAGUAUGAACAUGGAUAUCAAAUUUAUAGCAUUAAAUUAUUUGAAUCCUUAGGAAAAAUCUGAACAAUGCAUGCCUUCAAAAAGUUUUACAAAAUAUAUCAUACUCAGAUGCAUGUACAAGAUAUUUACAGACAUGUGUUCUCUACAUACAUGUAUGUAAGUAGAUAAAAAUAAUUAAAUUUCCAUUUUCCAUCAAGAAUUCUUAAAAAUCUUUGCCAUAAAAGCAUAGAGCCAACAUCAGUUUUAAAACGUAUUUAUCUGGAAUUCAAUUCAGCUCCAAUUUAUCUUUGUAUUUAAUAUUCCCAAGAAUACAUUACAUUUGUUUAGACUGGAUUCCUUAUAAUAUGAAUUGGCAGUUUCAAUAGAAUAUGAAUGAGAAAUUGCAAAUGCCUUACUUCCUGAGAAGGAAAUAUUGUUUGUGACAACUGAUGCUUGAAUUUAUUGAUACAAAAAAGAUGUCACCAUUAAUGUAUAGUGUAUCACUUGAUAUAAAAUCCAACUUUUUACCUUGGGAUAAAGUACCUGUAGUUACCAUACAUACAUGUAAUAUACCUCUCAUUAUUCUGUACUAGAGUUAUAGAUUUAAAGAAUAAGAUUGCAUUUCUCUUAUUCAUACACAAUAAGAUAUCUACAGUGCGUCCUUUAAAGGAGAAUGAUGAUUGAAGAUUAUACACAAAAUAUUAUUUCUUGUACCAUUAAUAAAACCAGUAUCAGCUGUUGGCUGGAUAUUAACAUUGCUCAGGCAUUACUUACAUCAUUGCCAUUUUCUUUUCUUGCUGUGCAUGUAUAAUGUAAUAUAAGCCAAAGAAAUUGUGUGUUCAAUCUGCUUGUGGAUUAAUAUAUUUGAUUCAAGGCACUUAAGACUUUAUUGAUUAUUCUAACUAAAUUUUGACUUUGUAUAAACCUUAUUCUAUUGAUGAGAUGAAUUUGAAUUUGUAUUUAAUACAUGAAAUACUUUGUACUUUAGAUUGACUAAUUGAUUGCACUGUAAUUAUUUUGCACCUAACGAGACACAUAUUGUACAUGUGUAUGCAAUAUAUAGUUUUCUCUGAGAUUUGAAUUGCUGUUAAUAUUUUUACGCCAUUUGUGAAUCAAACGGGUAUAAAUUGUUUACACUUUUCAAUACCUAUUAAUGUUUUUAUUUAAUAUCCAGUUAACAAUUUAUGUGUAUGAGGUUUGAAGUGCAGUAAUUUAACAAUGCUUAAAAACAUUUCACAAAAUUAUUUUAUCAGCUGAUCUGCCUAUUAUAUUAAUUUAAUCAUAUCUACAGUUUUAAUAUUUUUAAAUCUGUUUAUAAGUAAGGACUUGUUCCAUUUCUCUGGUCACAUUUUCUAGAUUUGAUGGGAACAGUUCAGUGCAGCUUUUUGUUUAAAGACACAGAUUAAGUAAAUUCUAUCAUUGUAACAAAUUAAACUGAUUUAUGUCUAGGCUGUCAAUAUUAAGUCAGGCAGCAGUUCUGUAUAAAAGUGUGAACCAUUCUCAGUGCAAUGUAACAUACUUGUAAUUAUAUGAUAUGGAGGUAAGAAUUUCCAAAUGAUUAUGAAAGACUAUAACUUUUCUACCUCCUUUCAAAUUUGCCUUUAGUCCCAACGUAAAUAUCUCUAUCAAGAUUCAAUAUUUACAGAAUGCAAUAUACUAGUUCUGCUUUUAGCAUUAAUGAAGUUAUAUGAAGUUAUAUCUAAAUCAGAAAUCCAAAUGUUAAUUGUGAGUUAUAAAUGCAGUUGAAAUAUCUGCCAUGUUUUCAAUUGUUUUGAAAUAAUGAGAAAAAGAA